This is a messenger RNA of Rhizopus microsporus ATCC 52813, 1872 nucleotides long. RefSeq lists its product as uncharacterized. The transcript is spliced from 9 exons. The coding region runs from base 46 to 1683 and encodes 545 amino acids. Gene Ontology annotation, cellular component: vacuolar membrane. Lineage: Eukaryota; Fungi; Mucoromycota; Mucoromycetes; Mucorales; Rhizopodaceae. Gene Ontology annotation, biological process: protein localization to vacuole. The record is from RefSeq and is a predicted model, not a curated record.
CUCCUUCUUACUCACACACACACUUUUUUUUUCUCCUUUUUGGAAAUGACAAUAGUAGUCGAAAGCGUUGCCUGGGGUAUCUAUGGCGUAGUAGUUGCUAUGCUAUUCUUAUUCAGUGUAUUAUUUACAAGAUAUUUUCAAGCCAAAUAUGAUUCCGAAUUCUUUGCUACAUUCAUCACCAUUUUGGCAUUAGGACUUGUCUUUUCAACAUUAGCCUUAUUGCCUGUUGACAUUUUUUUAGUUUCAGCUACAGUAGAUCCUACAAUGGGAAUCAAGAAAGAAUGGGCAACACCAGAAACUAUUAACCGAAUGACCAAGGUGACAAGUAUAGUGUACUAUGCCUUUUAUGGAACCAUUACGAUGUUUAGCUUCUUUUUGAUACCCUUUGCUUAUUUUUUCUAUGAGGAGUAUGAUGAAGAUCAAUCAUUAAAGGACAGGAUAAUGGGUGCGCUCAAGUACACUUCCUUUUUUGUCAUCAUAUCCGUUCUUCUAUCUAUCUUUGGCUUAUUCCUCAAGCCAACUGCGAGACCGCCCAAGAUUGAUCUGGAUUGGUUCAAGAAACUGCUUACAGAGGAUUAUGGCGGAAAGACCAUCUCAUUUUUGCUUGCAUGCCUUAUUUUGUUCGGAAUGCUUGUCUUUAUUGGAUACACCGCACCAGGGUUAUCGCUUUUGCCCAUGGAUUUGAUGAAGGGCAGACGGCGAUUAGAGGAUGAAAGUGAAGAUGUAGAGAAUAGGUUAAUCGCAGCCAAGGAAAGACAGCGAGCGAUCAAAGCCAAAUAUGCCAAUAGAUCACUACCAGUUAAGGAGCAACGAGAACUUGAUGAACUAGAAGAUGAAGAAAGACUACUCUCCAGAAGGCUAAGAACCAUUCAACAAUAUCGAUCAAGCUUAUUUCAAAAGCUAUUCUACAUUGUUCGACCAUUUGAAUUUAUAUUAGGUGCCAUAUUAUUAUGCGUUACUUUAGUCAUUGCUGUAUCCAUCUUUAUGACAAUAGUGGAUAAAAUUGCUUAUGCAGUAUGUGGAAGUCAAUGUGGCUAUGUCAUUAGUCAUCCAAACAUGUUUAACCCUAUCAACUUCAUAUUUGUUAAAUUAUCCAAGAUAUUCCCAUUAGACUAUCUAUUUAUGGUUGGAUUGAUUAUUUACUUCUUCUUAGCAACCAUGUCUGGAAUCAUCCAUGUUGGCAUUCGAUUUCUUUGGAUUACCUUAUUUCGUAUCAGAAAAGGAGCUACUGCCCCUCAAGCCUUGUUAGUAACUGCUGUAUUACUCACAUUAAGUUUACUGGCAUUAAAUUAUACCGUGACAACCAUCGUUGCCCCUAGUUAUGCACACUUCGGAAGCCAAGUCUAUUGUAAUCAAACAAACACACUUGGACAAAGAGAUUGUACUCAAAGUAAAGAAUGGAUUGUUCCCUGUGAUAUUUAUGGGCCUACAGAUAUAUGUACACCAACAGUGUCAUCAACAUUGAUAGAUAAAAUCAUUGUAAACACGCCCUUUUUUGGCAUCUUCUUUUAUUGCUCACAGUGGGUAUUUCUGAUCGUGUUUAUCCUUGGUUUCCUAUAUUCGAUUUUCCGAAAGCCAAGAAAUAGUGUACAAACUGAUUUACAGGAGCUUGUGGAUGAUGAAGAAGAACAAAGUUUGCUAAGUCCAUCCCGAAGACAGGAUGAACGUUACCAUACAACAUAAAGAAAGAAUCUCGUGUGCGUUACAUGCAAAUCCAUACACACACUCAUUCUUGUACAUGUUCGAUCAAAGGACACGUUUUUAGUUGCUCUAUUUGAUUAAAAUAUAAUAUUCCCAACUUUGGGUAAUCUCCAUUGGGCCUUUUUUUUGGCUUCUCCUUUCGAUUAUUUUUAUCUCUCCUUUUUUUUAUGU